Prosopis cineraria is the source of this 1080-nucleotide messenger RNA. RefSeq lists its product as uncharacterized. NCBI's taxonomy places the organism in Eukaryota, Viridiplantae, Streptophyta, Magnoliopsida, Fabales, Fabaceae. The transcript is spliced from 7 exons. The record is from RefSeq and is a predicted model, not a curated record. The coding region runs from base 228 to 803 and encodes 191 amino acids.
CGUCCGAGAUGUUAUAUGAAUAGCAGAUUCAUAUUUUGUUCGGCAUUCUGCCCUUGUCGAGCUCGCCGUCGGACGCCGUCCACUUUUUCGGCCUAACGUGGUUAUUGUCUGGCAAAACCCUAGAGCCCCAUCUUCUGCCAAAAUCCGUGGCUUGGAGUAGUUGCCUGAAUCAAUUGGCUUGCUAAGGCAUCUUCGUUAAAGCAUCUGGAACAAAAAUAAAAAGGAAAAUGUUCAAGAACACAUUCCAGUCUGGAUUUCUUUCCAUCUUAUACAGCCUUGGGAGUAAACCUCUGCAGAUAUGGGAUAAAGAAGUUGUCAAUGGCCAUAUAAAACGACCACAGGAUGAAGACAUACAGUCCAAUGUACUUGAAAUAAUUGGAUCCAAUAUCCAAUCUACAUACAUCACAUGUCCUGCAGAUCCAGCUGCAACACUUGGUAUAAAACUUCCAUUCGUGGUUAUGAUUGUGAAGAAUCUAAAGAAGUAUUUUACAUUUGAGAUUCAAGUUCUGGACGAUAAGAAUGUGAGACGACGAUUUCGGGCUUCAAAUUUCCAAGCUGUGACUCGAGUAAAGCCGUACAUUUGCACCAUGCCACUGAAAAUGGAUGACGGGUGGAAUCAAAUCCAGUUGAAUCUUGUUGAUUUGACCAAGAGAGCUUAUGGCACUAACUACAUGGAGACUCUGCGUGUUCAGGUCCACGCAAACUGCCGCCUGCGAAGGAUAUAUUUCUCCGAUCGCCUCUACUCCGAAGAGGAACUCCCACCCGAAUUCAAAUUGUACCUUCCAAUGCAGAAAGCAGCAUGAAAAUAUCAUGGAAGGAGGGAUUUUAAAGCCAUGAAAGGAGUGGAUUUGGUACCCUUUCUGUAAACGUGCUUAUUUCUUCUAUAACUUUUAUCAGUGUAAUGCGACAAUUAAUGAGAACUCCUAUAUAUGUCCUGUUUCGUUUGACUAGUUUGAGAAGGCACUUUUUAGUUGGAUCAAGAUUCAAGCAGUAAUGGCUGUUGUGCUUUUCUGUAGUAUUUUGUGUACUCAUACUCUUGUAUGAUGAAAGGUUACUGUAUAGUAUUUACUAUUACUAUUA